Messenger RNA from Triticum dicoccoides, 3487 nucleotides. RefSeq names its product brassinosteroid LRR receptor kinase BRI1-like. Gene Ontology annotation, molecular function: protein kinase activity; ATP binding; protein binding. Gene Ontology annotation, biological process: protein phosphorylation. Lineage: Eukaryota; Viridiplantae; Streptophyta; Magnoliopsida; Poales; Poaceae. Bases 73 to 3300 code for a protein of 1075 amino acids. The record is from RefSeq and is a predicted model, not a curated record. The transcript is spliced from 2 exons.
UACUACUAUUGUAAACAUUUUCUCACCGACGCGCCGCCGAUAGCUGAGCAGUAGGCGGCCGGCCGCGCUACUAUGGGUACUGCUUUGUGCCUGGUGGUGCUGCUACUGCUGCUUGUCAAUGCUCCGGCUUCUGAGGCGGCAGACGACGACGAGGAGCAGCUGCUGGAGCGGUUCAAGGAGGCGGUACGCAACCGCGGGGAGCUCAGGGGAUGGACCCGCGGCGACGGCGCCUGCAGGUUCCCCGGAGCGGCAUGCGUCACGGGAGGGAGGAGCAUCGUGUCGCUCUCCCUCGCGGGGAUCCCACUCGACGUCGAUUUCAGCGCUGUCGCCGGCACACUGCUGCAACUGGGUGGCGUCGAGGUCGUCAGCCUGCGAGGUGUCAACGUCAGCGGCUCGCUCGCGAGCGGCGGCGGCGGCGCCGGAGGGUGGAGGUGCGGCCAGAAGCUGGCUCAGCUGGACCUGUCCGGGAACAUCAUGCUGCGUGGGUCCGUUGGCGACGCCGGCGCGCUCGCCCGCGCGUGUGACGGACUGCGGGAGUUGAACCUGUCUGGUAACGCACUCGUUGGCGGCGGGAAGGGAGAUGGCGGGGACAUCUUUGCCCGCCUGGAUGUCCUUGACCUGUCAGACAACAACAUCACCGGCGACGGCGAGCUCAGCUUGAUGGGUGGUGUCCGCCGGCUGAACCUCGCCGGGAACAAAAUUUCAGGUGCUCUCCCGGUCCCGGUAUUCCCCAAUUGCUCCAGAAUGGAGUCACUUGAUCUGUCUAGAAAUUUAAUCUCCGGUGAGGUGUUGCCUGGGUUCUUGUCCGGCUGCACUGCUCUUGCUUCACUCAACCUCUUCAGCAACCACUUGGAGGGUGCUUUCCCGCUGGACAUCGCGUUCCCGGCGUCGCUCUCCUACCUCAACCUGUCGAACAACAACUUCUCCGGUGAGCUCCCUGCCGAUGCAUUCAUUGGGCUCCCGCGUCUCUCGUCGCUCUCUUUGUCCUUCAACCACUUCAGCGGCGCCGUGCCUGACUCUCUAGGCAGACUUGCCGAGCUCAGGGUGCUGGACCUUAGCUCGAACGCGCUCGCUGGAGCUAUACCGCCCUCACUCUGCCCGAGUACCGGCAACAAGUCCAAGCUCGAGGUGCUCUACCUGCAGAACAACUACCUCACCGGCGUCAUCCCGCCGACGAUCUCCGACUGUGAAAGCCUCGAGUCUCUAGACCUCAGCCUUAACUACAUCAAUGGAUCCAUCCCCGCCUCCCUCGGCAGCCUUAGCCGGCUCCGGGACCUCAUCCUGUGGGAGAACAAACUGCAGGGUGAGAUCCCCACGUCGCUAGCCAGUGCUCGCCGACUCGAAAACUUCAUCCUUGAGUACAAUGGUCUCACAGGCAACAUCCCAUCGGAAUUUGUGAACUGCAAGAACCUGAGAUGGAUAGCGCUCGGAAGCAAUCAGCUCUCUGGAUCGGUGCCGGCAUGGCUGGGGCAGCUAGACAACCUUACAAUCUUGAAGCUCAACAACAACUCUUUCUCAGGGAAGAUACCGCCGGAGCUAGGAGACUGCAAGAGUUUGGUUUGGCUGGAUCUGAACGACAACCAGCUUAGUGGAUCGAUUCCACCGGAACUGGCAAAGCAGUCCGGCAAGAUGAACGUCGGCCUCGUCGUCGGGCGGCCAUACGUAUACCUGCGCAACGACGAGCUGAGCAGCAAAUGUCGCGGCAAGGGGAGCUUGCUCGAGUUCGCCAGCAUCCGUUCCGAAGAUCUAAACAGGAUGGCUAGCAAGAAGCUGUGCAACUUCACACGAAUGUACAUGGGCAGCACAGAGUACACUUCCAAUCUCAAUGGCUCCAUGAUAUUCUUGGACCUGUCAUUUAACAAGCUCGACUCCGAGAUACCCAAGGAACUUGGGGCGAUGUACUAUCUGAUGAUCAUGAAUCUUGGGCACAAUAUGCUUUCUGGUGCCAUCCCAGACGAGCUUGCAGGUGCCAAGAAACUGGCUGUGCUUGACCUGUCACACAACCGGUUGGAAGGCCCAAUCCCCACUUCAUUUUCAUCACUAUCAUUUUCGGAGAUUGAUCUAUCAUACAAUAGGCUGAAUGGGUCAAUACCGGAGCUGGGAUCCCUUGCCACUUUCCCGGAGAGCCAGUAUGAGAACAACUCAGGUUUGUGCGGUUUCCCUCUGCCUAUGUGUCAACCAUCUUCUCAGCAGCACCCCCCACUAGUAAGCAACACCUUCAGUAAUAAGUACCAUCUGAUAAAAAUCCUACUCCCAACUAUCACACUAGUUUUUGUUGUUAUUGCUAUUUUCUUAUACUACCAAUCGAUGAGAAACAAACUCAAGAAAAGCAGGAUCAAAGCUUCCGAUGAUCUGACAGAUCCAGCAAACCAUCAGUUAAUCUCACAUCUUGAGCUUGUGCGCGCCACUAAUAAUUUCAGUGAAGACAACAUGUUGGGAUCUGGAGGGUGUGGAAAGGUAUUCAAGGGACAGUUGAGCAGUGGUUUGGUGGUUGCAAUUAAGGUUCUUGACAUGCGGUCCAAGCAUGCCUUUAGAAGCUUCGACGCAGAGUGUCGUGUGCUUCGCAUGGCGCGGCACCGCAACCUGAUACGAAUAGUCAACACAUGUUCUAACAUGGAUUUCAGAGCGUUGGUGUUAGAGUACAUGCCCAAUGGUAACUUAGAUGCACUACUUCACUUCUCACAAGGGGGUGAGAGACAAUUCGGGUUCCGUCAGAGGCUGCAGGUUAUGCUCGAGGUGUCGAUGGCAAUGGAUUAUCUACACCAUGAUUACCAUGAAACUGUUUUGCAUUGCGACUUGAAGCCAAGCAAUGUGUUGUUUGACGAGGACAUGAUUGUGCAUGUGGCUGAUUUUGGCAUUGCAAGACUACUACAAGCUGAUGAUAGCUCUGUGUUCUCCUUGAGCAUGCAUGGCACUACUGGGUACAUGUCACCAGAGUAUGGGUUGUAUGGGAAAGCAUCACGAAAUAGCGAUGUAUUCAGCUACGGAAUCAUGCUUCUUGAAGUCUUCACUGGAAAGAGGCCGACAGAUGCUAUGUUUGUUAGAGGACUGGGCCUUAGACGAUGGGUUCACCAGUUAUUUCAGGCGAAUCAGCUUGUCCAUGCCGUGGAUAGACGGCUGCUGCAAUGCUCCGACAUGGACAUUGGUUUUCUUGCCCCAAUACUGGAGGUUGGUUUGCUCUGCUCCAGUGACUCGCCACGCGAUAGGAUAACGAUGAGCGAUGUAGUCUUGAGGCUCAACAAGAUCGAAGCAGAGUAUGCUAAAAAUACGACAUCUACUUCAGGAAGUGCGUCACAGUGAUUGGCCGCCCUUACAUCAUCAUGGCCACAUGCAGGAUUCUGGAGAAAGAAAAAGAAAAGGGUGAGCGAUAAAUAUUUGGAUACACUUGGUAGCCUUUCUUUUUUUGUUCAUCGGAACGAUUUGCUACCUGACCUUGGAGCUGAAAUUUGUAUGUUCUUAGUCCCUCAUAGGUAUCCUUUUUGUUUCA